Anopheles arabiensis is the source of this 1988-nucleotide messenger RNA. RefSeq names its product lysosomal Pro-X carboxypeptidase. Gene Ontology annotation, molecular function: dipeptidyl-peptidase activity; serine-type exopeptidase activity. The coding region runs from base 215 to 1660 and encodes 481 amino acids. Lineage: Eukaryota; Metazoa; Arthropoda; Insecta; Diptera; Culicidae. Gene Ontology annotation, biological process: proteolysis. The transcript is spliced from 4 exons. The record is from RefSeq and is a predicted model, not a curated record.
GGCGGCCAAGCGGCACAGAUAGCACUGUGAUCAGUCAGUCAGCCAACCGCCGUAGCCAAGCAUCGAUCGGUUGUUGUCGGAGAUAGAGACGGCAGAAGAAAACAAAUCGCCUCAAACAUCGCUCUUGUUUCAUACAAACAGCAGUUUGUUUGGUGCAAAAGUGCUCGGUUGCCCCGGGUAAAGAGCAACGCACGCAGAACGGAACGUGCGCAAGAUGACCGCUGCGCUAUGGGUCGCGCUUAUCGCCGGACUAUCAGCUGCGGUCCGGGACGGGGCAGCCACUUACGUGUAUCAGACUAAGACGAUCGACGUGCCAAUCGACCACUUUACGUACACCGGCGAGGCGACGUUCAAGCUGCGCUACCUGAUCAACGAUACGUACGCGCCGGGCGGGGCCGAUCUGCCGGCCAGCCCAAUUCUGUUCUACGCCGGCAAUGAGGGCGACAUCGAGCUGUUCGCACAAAACACCGGCUUCAUGUGGGAGCUGGCGCCGAAGCUGAAGGCGACGCUGCUGUUUGUCGAGCACCGGUUCUAUGGCCACUCGCUGCCGUUCGGCAAUGCCUCGUACGAUUCGCCCAAGAACCUCGGCUACCUGACGUCCGAGCAGGCGCUGGCCGACUUUGCGCUGGUGCUGCGCACGCUAAACCCCCCGAACGGGACCACCCGUGCCCGGCCGGUCAUCGCGUUCGGCGGCUCGUACGGCGGCAUGCUGGCCGCCUGGAUACGGAUCAAGUAUCCGCACCUGGUGGCGGGAGCGAUCGCCGCGUCCGCCCCGGUGCGCCAGUUCGCGGGCGUGACCGACUGCGGCAUCUUCAACCAGAUACUGACGUCCGUCUACCAGGUCGCGUACACGGCCGACUGUGCCGACAACAUACGCCGCUCGUGGACCACGCUGCAGAACUACUCGACCAGCGCGGACGGGUUGCGGCUGCUGAACGAAAAGUUCAAGUUCUGCACCAACCUGACCAAGGGGACGGACGUCACCGAGACGCUGUUCGACUAUCUCACGGACGUGUACGGCAACCUGGCGAUGAUCAACUAUCCCUACCCGUCGAGCUUCCUGGCGCCGGUGCCGGCCUACCCGGUGCGCGAGUUCUGCGGCCGGCUGGCGCAGAACUACACCGGCGUGGAGCUGCUCGACCAUCUGCAGUCCGCCCUGUCGAUCUACUACAACUACGACGGCAAGGCGGCCUGUCUGAACAUCAACUCGUCGUACGACGGGACGGGCAUCAGCGACCGGGGCUGGGACUUUCAGGCGUGCACCGAGAUGGUGAUGCCGAUCUGUGCGGACGGCGUGCACGACAUGUUCCCGCCGCAGCAGUGGAACAUGCAGACGUACGCGGACAAGUGCUUCAAGAAGUACGGCGUGCAUCCGCGCCCGGCCAACGCGCUGCUCAACUACGGUGGUGAAUUUCUCGAUGCGAGCAUUACGAACAUCGUCUUCAGCAACGGGCUGCUGGAUCCGUGGUCCGGCGGUGGCGUGCUGCGCUCGAGCAACGAGAACGUCAAGAUCGUGCUCAUCCCCGAGGGAGCCCACCAUCUCGAUCUGCGCGCGUCCAAUCCGGCCGAUCCGGCAUCCGUGACGCGGGCCCGUGCCGUCCACGUGCAGAACAUACAGAAGUGGCUGACCGAGUACCGGAAGCAGCGGAAAGUUUACUAAAUGGGGGGAUGGGUGAGAUGUUUUUUUUUGCGGAAUCGAUUGGGUGGCCGGGAGGACAUGUCCUCUCUGUGUACACGGCACGAGCGGUUAGAUGAUUUUGGAACCGUACAGGGGCGACUGUUUCACGAACUCGUCCAGCUUUGCCUUAAAGAUGUCGGACGUGACGGGUGUACCGAGCGUCCAAAGCGGGUUCCGGACGACAUACUCAACCCAUAUCUGGUGAUACGACGAGAAAGAAGAGAGCAAGAGCAAACUAAUCAUGUAGCAAACCCAAUUUAACGCACACACCCACUCUUGUUAAUAAAGAGAUUUCCAGCUAAGAGAAACA